Molecule: messenger RNA, 669 nt
Organism: Quercus robur (English oak)
Lineage: Eukaryota; Viridiplantae; Streptophyta; Magnoliopsida; Fagales; Fagaceae
Product: F-box/kelch-repeat protein At3g23880-like
Exons: 2
Coding region: 2-532 (176 amino acids)
Source: RefSeq, a predicted model, not a curated record
AAUGUACUUGGAUGGGGACUUUUUCUGGUGUGCGACGCCGCUUCCAUUAGAUAAUAAUGAGGAUGAGAAGAUUGUAUGCUUCGACUUUGCCAGGGAGGUAUUCAAGUCUACUUCAUUUCCGAACGCUAGUGUUAUCGGGAAUUUCUACAGUUGGAAGAUGACUCUCACCGCGCUGAAUGGGUCUAUUGCUAUGCUCGUUUAUCCUUUUGGGAAGGAGGUGGAGAUGUUGUGUUUUGAUAUAUGGGUUUUGUUUGAAUUUGGUGUUAGGGAGUCGUGGACUAAGCUUAUUAGAAUUGGACCCUCUUUGGAUUUGGAAAGGCCAUUGGGAUUUUGGGGGUUUGGAAAGAUGUUUAUGGAGAGCAAAGAAGGGCAGCUGGUCUUGUAUGAUCCUUCUACAAACACAGGCAAGAUUUUUCCAUUUGAUGGGCUUAAGGGAUCGUUACAAGUUGCUCUCUACACUGAGUUUUGGGAAACAGACGAGGAAACAAGCGAGGAAGACGGUGGUGAGGUCCAAGAGGAGGUGAAUCAAUGAGGUCUUUUUAGUUAACCGCAUAUAGUUCUCAUAACAAAGUAAGAGAAGCAAGAUCAACAACAUCAGAUCAAAAGGACCACGAAGGCACGAACAAAGUCAGACUCUCAAGAAGAAAACUGGAGACUACAUAAACAAAC